Molecule: messenger RNA, 2181 nt
Organism: Syzygium oleosum
Lineage: Eukaryota; Viridiplantae; Streptophyta; Magnoliopsida; Myrtales; Myrtaceae
Product: wall-associated receptor kinase-like 1
Exons: 2
Coding region: 18-2057 (679 amino acids)
Biological process (GO): cell surface receptor signaling pathway; protein phosphorylation
Cellular component (GO): plasma membrane
Molecular function (GO): ATP binding; protein serine/threonine kinase activity
Source: RefSeq, a predicted model, not a curated record
AUAUCAAAGUUGCAACAAUGUGCAUGCAAAAUCUCUGUUAUUCCAAAACCAUGGAUCUGUCGUCCCUCUCGAUCUUAGCACCGAUCCUAUUACUCUUACCUCUGUUUAAUCACGUAUCUUACUGUCAACAGCCAUAUAUUGACAACGAGCAGCAGCUUGACUGCUCAUCCACAUUACCUCAACUGAAAGGUUACCUCUGCAAUGGCCCUCAAACGGAAUGCCAGUCCUUCCUGACCUUUCGAUCUACCUCGCUGUACAACUCACCGCUCACCAUCGCUUCACUGCUCAGCUCAGACGCGCCGGACAUAGCCACCAUCAACAACAUCAAAUCCACCACCGAAAAGAUACCUUAUGAUGACUUGGUCAUAGUUCCAGUUCCUUGCUACUGCACUGGAACUAUUUACUCGCAUCAGGCCGCUUACACUGUGGCCAAGGGUGAUAACUAUUUCAACUUAUCCAGGAUUACAUUCCAAGGCCUUUCCUCUUGCUCGGCUCUAAUUAAUCAGAACUACUACGAUGGUGAUGCUCUUGCUGUAGAUGCACAGCUGCGGGUUCCACUAAGAUGUGCAUGCCCAAGUACUAAGGAGACAACUGAUGGGGUUAAAUCAUUGCUUACAUAUUUGGUAACACAAGGCGAUUCUGUAUAUUCAGUCGCAGAAAGAUAUGGCAUCAGUGCGCAAAGCGUUAUGGAGGCAAAUAUGAUGACGGAUGCCUCGGUAAUAUACCCUUUUACUACCAUCCUUAUUCCCCUUAAUUGUGCAAACAAGUCCAAGAGUUCCUUCUGCUCUUGUCCUAAUGGAUAUGCCGAAGGUGUGUACAGAAAUGGCCUCAAUUGCAUGCCUGAUCAGAAGAAGUUUCCUUUCAAGCUGGUUCUCGUGAUAGGUGCCAGCAUUGGUAUGGGAUUCUUGUGUCUUUCGCUUUUCAGCUAUUGGCUAUACAGACGUCUAAGGAAGCGAAGAGACAGAAUUGUCAAGGAAAAACUGUUUGAGCAAAAUGGUGGUUUGCUGUUGCAACAAAAGUUCUCACCUUAUGGAAGAGAUGGAAUAGCAGCAAUAUUCUCUGAAGAAGAUCUGCAAAGAGCAACAGAUAACUACAGCCAGAGCCGGUUUCUUGGUCAAGGAGGGUUCGGCACGGUUUACAAAGGAAUGCUACGAGAUGGUACCAUAGUUGCGGUAAAGAAGUCAAAGACCAUCGAGAGAGGCCAAAUCGAGCAGUUUAUUAAUGAAGUGCUUGUUCUAUCGCAGGUUAAUCAUCGGAACAUUGUAAAAUUGAUAGGAUGUUGUUUGGAGACUAAGCUUCCUUUACUAGUGUAUGAGUUCAUACCUAAUGGUACCCUGUUCCAGCAUAUUCAUCAGCGUGACAAAGAUAGUUCUCUUUCAUGGGAAGAUCGGUAUCGAAUCGCAUGUGAAGUUGCUGGAGCCGUAGCAUACAUGCAUUCUGCAGCUUCAAUUCCCAUUUAUCACCGAGACAUAAAGCCUUCGAACAUUCUGUUAGAUGACAAGUACACUGCAAAAGUCUCUGAUUUUGGUACCUCAAGGCUGGUUCCAUCUGAAGAAACUCACCUGACAACGGCCGUGCAAGGUACUUUCGGAUAUUUGGACCCGGAAUACUUCCAAUCCAGUCAGUUCUCAGAUAAAAGUGACGUGUACAGUUUUGGAGUAGUGCUAGUUGAGUUACUUACAGGGCGGAAGCCAUCUUCUUUAUCAGGAGACGACGAAGGGAGAAAUCUAGUUGCUAGCUUUAUCCUGCUAAUGAAGGAAAACGGUUUGUCAGAGAUCCUAGAUCCUGUUGUGGCUAAUGAAGCAAAGGCGGAGGAUGUUCUAGCAGUGGCAAUGCUAGCCAUGAGGUGUUUGAGAUUAAAUGGGAGAAAGAGACCUACUAUGAGAGAGGUUGCCUUGGUGCUUGAAGGACUUAGAAAAUCUCAAAGUUUCUCUCAGACCAGCCAAAGUCCUUACGUAUUUGAAGAUGGACUACCCGGUGAUAUCAUUGAAGACUCGAUAAAUAUCACAACCAUGUCAAUUGAAAUUGAAUCAAUCUCUAUAUUGACAUCAAGCUAGAGCAGUUGGCAUUCAUUCUUCAAUUUUUGUUUAUCCCAGACUGGUUCGAAGAUAGCAUGUGUAGCAUACAUUAGCAGUUACAUGCAGUUUGGCAACAUUAAUAUCUUUUAUGGAUUUUCGUGGU